AUGAAGUGUGAAAACGUGAUGAAUCAAGGCCAGUCUAUCAAACAUGCUUUGCAUAAACAAGAUGAUAUCGCGAAAAAUGAGUAUCGCGUUCGAUUAAAUGCUUCUAUUGAUGCUUCAAGAUUCUUGUUGCGCCAAGGUUUACCUUUUCGUGGGCAUGAAGAGAAAGAAGAAACUGAUAAUAAUGGUAACUUUGUUGAACUCUUGAAAUACACUGCCGAGCAAAAUGAAGAUAUGAGUAAGGUUGUUUUAAGAAAUGCUCCUGGAAACAAUCAGAUGACUUCUCCAAAGAUUCAGAAAGAUAUUGUCCAUUGUUUUGCAGAAGAGCUAAUCAAAAGCAUUAUUGAUGAAAUUGAUCAUGAUGUAUUUGGAUUGUUGGUGGAUGAGUCUACUGAUGUUUCUUAUAAAGAAAAAAUGGCAGUUGUGUUUCGGUAUGUGGAAAAGAGUGGGAUAGUCAAAGAGAGAUUCAUAAGUCUUACUCAUGUAAGUGAUACAUCUUCAUCAUCUUUGAAAUCUGCAAUUGAUUCUUUGUUUACUAAGUAUGGAUUAUGCAUUACAAAGGUGAGAGGGCAAGGUUAUGAUGGUGCAAGUAACAUGAAGGGUGAGUUCAAUGGGCUAAGGUCAUUUUCUGAAUCGAAUUGGAGAUCAGUUUCUGAAUGA
Brassica napus (rape) is the source of this 657-nucleotide messenger RNA. Its product is annotated as zinc finger MYM-type protein 1-like. The transcript has a single exon. The coding region runs from base 1 to 657 and encodes 218 amino acids. Lineage: Eukaryota; Viridiplantae; Streptophyta; Magnoliopsida; Brassicales; Brassicaceae. The record is from RefSeq and is a predicted model, not a curated record.